UGCGCAACAAAUGACUGUUGUUAAAUGGAGGCUGUUUGAAAUGAGUUGUGGUCGCGAGCAGAAGAAAGAAAAACACGCUCAUAUCAAUAUCAGUAUUUCCCAGCUAGUUAUUUUUUCAGAGAGCGGACACUAUGGACUCAAGUGUUGACGAUAUACAGGAGAUGGAGAAAGAGAGAUCGUCUUCUCCAGCGGCUCAGUCCCCUGUAAUGGACCGUAACCCGUCUCCACCUCCACAAACGGCUGAUGGAGAGAGGGACGAAGAUGUGGACGCCAUUGGAGACACUGUGUACAGCAAGCACUGGCUCUUCAGCACGCUGACUCGUCUCAUCCAUAUGGUCUCAGAGCAUUCAGAGGAGGAAUCAGAAGGUCAAAUGCAGCUCCGUGAUGACGAUGAGGAAGAUCUAUGUCGAGUCUGGGAUAUGGCAAUGGAUAUGGACGUGGCCGGUUUUCUGCAGGAAUUCAAAACUACGGAUAUCCUUCUUGGUGUGAUAGCCAAAUCUCGUAGUCCACGUCUCACAGAAAUCUGUGUGGGAAUCCUUGGGAACAUAGCUUGUUUUCCUGAUACCUGUCUGACUCUAAGCCAAAAUGAAGACUUAGGUGCUGUGCUGUUGCUCCUCCUUGCAGAUACAGAUCCUCCAACCCUUUUGGAAACAAGCAGGUUGCUGCUGACCUGUCUCUCACAGAAAGAUGUCUGUUCCCUCUGGCUUCAGCGGAUACGACAGAAGACGUCUGUGCAGUCCAACCUCUGUUUCAUUAUGUGCAGUUCUACCAACAUUGACCUGCUUGAGAAGGUCGGAGAGGUGGUUGACAAAUUGUUUGAUCUUGACGAAGAGCUGAUGAAGAGUUGGAUCACAGCUCAGCCAAGUGAGGAGGAGGAUGGUGAUGAUUGUGAAAGCCGUCUGGAUGUGGCCUCGUGCCUUCUUGAGGCAGCCAAGCAGCUUAGACCAGAGAGUCCGAAUGGCUUAGAAGUUUACCUUCAUGCCCUCCAACUCCUCACCACCAUAGACGAAGGCAUUCAGUGUUUUGCUGCCCCAGGUGGGCCUGGCAAAGCGGUUUUGGACUUUGUUUGUGAAAUGGUGUGCAAGGACCUUUGCCAGCCAAACGACCUUCCAGUUGUCCUGCAAGAGCAGAAGAGCAUUUUGGUUCAGUCGUUUUCUGUGCUUCAGGCUCUUUACAGAUGCCAGGAUCAGUGGCCCAGCAAAAGCGACACAAGCCUGCCGCUUGUCGCGACCAUUUUGCGGGUGCUCCAGUACCACAGUGACUCCAAAGAGGAUGGCACCAACAAAGAAGAAGGCACAAAAGAUGAACAGCUGCAGAUUCUGGCAGAGAUUGCAGCUGAGUUUCUAGCUGACAUCUGUAGUCAGAUUCCCAAGGACACUGUGGCAGAUUUGGUGAAGAAAGGCGUCCUGACAGAGAAGACGUGUCACACGGCUGCAGGCAGUUUACUUCCCAACUUCAAAGCUUCAUUUCAACACCUGCAGAUGAUGUUGUCAGAGACUGAUCCCCAGUUGGCAGACGUGGUGAGGAAACAGUUUCCUGACUAAGACGCCCAGCAGAUCAGUAUUCAACACUCAUCCAGACUCUCACCUCUGCUUUUUAUAGUGGACUUUAUUUCCUCUCCAAAGAUCCUGCUCCAAAACUAUUUGCAUUUCCACUGGGUCACACACACACACACACACACAGAUAUCACUCUGUCACUAUAGUGCGCCAGUCUUCUUGACUAAAGUCUGUAAAAGUAAAGUUGUGCAGAUGUUUAAAGUUUUUAACUGUUUUUUGAGAAAGAUAUUUUUGUAUUAAUUUCAUAGUUUGUUUUUUUAUUGGCAAUUUGUGCUUAAAAGAUUUUUCUGAAACAUCAAGAUGCAAAAGCGCCAGGCAAACGGAACAAUCCGUAGAUAGAUAUGCUCUAUUUCACAAACAGAAUAGACAGUCUUCUAAUAAUAGUUCCUUGAUCUAUCUUUGUUCUUCACUCAUCAAAUGUGUCUGUACAUUUAAAGGAUACAUUUACUUGAAAUCAGCCAAUCAGCAUCCAAAAAUCCAUUAGCAUGUAACCAUGUGUUUUCCUUUAUUUAAAAACGUAAAUAAAACACUGGUACAAUGAA
Molecule: messenger RNA, 2099 nt
Organism: Scophthalmus maximus (turbot)
Lineage: Eukaryota; Metazoa; Chordata; Actinopteri; Pleuronectiformes; Scophthalmidae
Gene: saal1
Product: serum amyloid A-like 1
Exons: 13
Coding region: 132-1544 (470 amino acids)
Source: RefSeq, a predicted model, not a curated record